CAGACAUGGCGUCUAGCGACGAACAGCUAGGUCGCUGCGAAACUCCUGGAGCCCCAGGAACUACUUUUUCAAAGAGAAUCAAGGAGCGGAAACACUACACUGAUGAGCUCGGAGAUGAGUUCCUGGAAGGUGGACGCACGUUCACGAUCGAGGACAAACUCACGUCAACCGAAUUCCAACCGGCCUUCGUCCGGGAGAUGCCAUCGGGUGCCGAUUUCUCUCUCAAACACUUCCAGGAAUUCGGCUUCGAGGAACCAUUGCUAUUCAGGGAUAAAAGCAAUCUGGGCAUGCGGUUGCCAUCGGAGAAGUUCAAUGUCAACGAUGUUCGCAUGUGCGUGGGAUCUCGACGUCGACUGGACGUCAUGGACGUUAUUACGCAGAAAAACACCGAGAUGACCAUGAAGGAAUGGUGUAAAUACAUGAACACACCAGCGUCGAAACGCGAACGACUCCUGAACGUCAUAUCGCUCGAGUUCUCCCACACGAAACUCGAAAACUAUGUUGAGAGCCCAACGGUGGUUCGUCAAGUCGACUGGAUCGACGUCGCCUGGCCCAGACAUCUGAAGGAAUCGCAGACAGAGGCGACGAACUCUCUGGACGAUAUGAAAUAUCCCAAAGUUCAGAAAUACUGCUUGAUGUCUGUAGCGGGCUGCUACACAGAUUUUCAUAUCGACUUUGGUGGCACCUCGGUUUGGUAUCAUAUUCUCUGGGGAAAGAAGAUAUUUUGGCUGAUUCCUCCGACAGAAACGAACCUCAAACUCUAUGAAAGUUGGGUACUUUCUGGAAAACAAGGCGAUAUCUUCUUUGGACAGUCGGUAGAAAAAUGUGCCAGAAUUGAACUCCAAGCCGGAGAGACAUUCUUCAUUCCUAGCGGCUGGAUCCACGCUGUGUACACCCCGAUAGAUACCUUGGUUUUCGGAGGGAAUUUCCUCCACAGUUUCGGCAUCAAGAUGCAACUCCGAAUUGCACAGAUUGAGGACACAACGAAAGUGCCCCAUAAAUUCCGCUAUCCAUUCUACACCGAGAUGAUGUGGUAUGUACUACAGAGAUACGUCAUGUGUGUGACUGGACGUAACCAUCUAUCGUGCGAUGAAGAAGGAAAACCAGUCUCGAUCAACUGCCUCCUGGCGCCAAAGGUGAAGCCGGAGAUGGAAUCCAUCCGUUUGACGCAGAGAGAACUGCAUGGCUUGUCACUCAUCAUUGAUCAUCUGCAACGACUCCCACCGUCGAAGAAGAGCUGUCCGGAUCUAUUACGGGACGCAACGGCUCUCCUCCAAGAUGCCGCUCAUGUUGUCGCGCUCCAUGCCAAUGACGAUGAAGAUUUGGCGAUCACUGGUCAUCCCAUCCUAACUUGGCCGGAAGGCGCCGUUAAGCGUCGCCCUCUCAUUCUACAAAAUGGUGGUGGUCCGAAGAGACCCUUAGCUGCUCCGAGAGCCCCGAAAGGGCAACAGCGUCACGAAAAAGACCAGGACAAGGCUCGAAGACGGCGAACAAGAUGCCGUAAAUGCGACGCGUGUCUGAGAACCGAUUGCGGUGACUGCCAUUUCUGUAAAGACAUGCGGAAAUUCGGAGGUCCGGGUCGUAUGAAGCAGUCUUGCUUGGCGAGACAGUGCAUGGCCCCGGUUCUCCCGCAUACUGCACAAUGCAUAAUUUGUAAAACCGAGAGACCGAACCAGCUGGCUCCUCCCGGGGUUCCUCCGCCGGACGAUGGCGUGAUCCCCACAGAACAAUUGAUGGAAUGCGUUCAAUGUUGGGAAAUCGUUCAUCCCGACUGUUUUGUCAUCGCACACCCAGAGUUCAAGGUAAACGACGGCUUGCUCAACGAAGACCUUCCGAAUAGCUGGGACUGUCCGAAAUGUUGUAAAGAGGGUAAACCAGAACAAGCCAAGACCCGUCACACGAAAGGCGGAGGUGGUAAGGGACAUCCGCGAGUGACACCCUUCGUACAAGGAUAUCCCGAUGACAGUCCACCAGAGAAGAAAAUCAAAUCCGAGGACGAGAAUCGGUCUCUCCAGCAUUCGUCACUGCAGGCCCAACGCCAGGGCGUUCUCGAGAACCUCAGCAAUAAAAUGAUCGCUGUACAACCAAAGUGCGUCGUGCGUCCCGCGCCUUGUCUGGAGCCCCCGGCGUCGAACUGUGAGGGUUUCGUGAACAAUUCCCAAAUCAUGCUUUUAGUGAUGCAGUACCUCAAUGUCAAAGAUCUCCAAAACUGUUCCCUCGUGUGCAAACGUUGGAACGAAUUCGCGACCCACGCGAGCUUGUGGAAGCACAUGGAUGUUUCUAAGACUCGUCUCAGCAGCAAAUCCCUCGUGGGUAUUGUGAGGCGACAGCCUCUGUACCUCAACGUAUCCUGGACCUCAAUGAGCCAAGAACAACUUUUGUGGUUACUACCGAGAAUUCCAUCCCUCAAAGGUCUGAUUCUCCGCGGGCUGUCCGUCCAUUCCCUCAAGGCGUUGAAUGCUGACCAGGGUCCCCAGCUGCGUUUUCUCGACCUGUCCUGGGUAGACGGGCUCGAUGAUGAGAGACUUAAGGACCUCCUCUGUCCUGACACAAGCGAUGCUAGAUGGUCAAAACAGAUGCGAGCCGUCAGCGAACUGAAACUUUGCGGAAAUAGCCUCACUGACAGUGGAAUUCGGAGUCUUUGCCAGCACAUGCCAAAUUUGCAACAACUCGACCUCUCCAACUGUAAUCGAGUUACGGACCUCUCUUUGAUGAUGCUUGCGUCGAAGCUGCAUUCGAAGCUCAGCCGUCUCGUCAUAUCGCAUUGCCCACAGGUGAGCGAUGCAGGACUCGAGGCUCUGAAAAUAUGCUCGAAGCUCGAGUGCUUGGACGCGCGAGGCUGCACCAAGGUCACUGAAGACGGUAUAAAGAGACUCCUCGUGUGUAUGUCGACUCUGAACGCCAUCCGGGAAGGGAAAUUGAUCACAGCUAAAUAGCCCAAUCGUUUGGAUUCGAGCCAGAGUUCGAAGCAUCGAUUCAAGAGCGACAACCAUAU
This is a messenger RNA of Galendromus occidentalis (western predatory mite), 2995 nucleotides long. It is a transcript of the gene Kdm2, whose product is annotated as Lysine demethylase 2. NCBI's taxonomy places the organism in Eukaryota, Metazoa, Arthropoda, Arachnida, Mesostigmata, Phytoseiidae. The coding region runs from base 6 to 2936 and encodes 976 amino acids. Gene Ontology annotation, molecular function: protein binding; DNA binding; zinc ion binding. The record is from RefSeq and is a predicted model, not a curated record. The transcript has 18 exons.